This is a messenger RNA of Aspergillus tubingensis, 897 nucleotides long. Its product is annotated as F-box protein. The record is from RefSeq and is a predicted model, not a curated record. The transcript has 4 exons. Gene Ontology annotation, molecular function: protein binding. The coding region runs from base 1 to 897 and encodes 298 amino acids. NCBI's taxonomy places the organism in Eukaryota, Fungi, Ascomycota, Eurotiomycetes, Eurotiales, Aspergillaceae.
AUGGACGACGGCCAUUCAAAGCUCCAUUUCUACUCCCUUCCCAACGAAGUCCUCGCUCAGAUUCUAUCCUCCUUCUCGACACGAUCCCUCAUCUCUUGGGCGACAGUCUCCCGCCGCUUCCACGCCCUCGUCCUGCGGAUCCUACAUUAUCGUCUGCUCAUCGGCGCUCCUUUGCAUGACUAUAAACUCAUCCUAGAAUGCUUUCACCCGAGCGAAAAGCUUAAGGUGCCUCAUGUAUUCUGCACAUACCUUGACACCGAUGGUUUAGAUCAACUUAACGGGAGGAGUGGUUCGCUUUAUGAGAAUUCCGACACGGCCCAGCAACUGGGAAGACUGAGUUCGGUGUAUGCUCGGUUCCGCCCUGAAGUCGCGGUAGAAGAAAGAUCGAGCGGAACAAGGCUAGUACCCCUAAGAGACGAUGAGCAAGACCCCGACCGAGACAACUUGGUUGUCUCGCGCCCUAUCAACCUCGAGAGCUUUGAAGACUUCUCUCAGCUAUGUGUGGUCGUAAAUAUAGUGAAGGUCAUGCCGGGUACAAAUCUGCUCCUAAGUGCACACACGGUCGAGGACGGGGUAAUCAGGGUAUUCCGCGACUGGCUGAGAGACGAAGAGAAGCGAAUCCGUGAAUUCGUACCAGAUGGUACAGAGCCUUCGCAAAUGCUAUGGGUUGAUCAGAGCAAGAGUGUCGGGAUCAAAGUACGGGUCAAGGCAAAACCGCUAAUGAAUCAAAAUGUGCCAAUUCUCAUCCAUCGCGACGACGACCAAUUCACGAGCUAUGAAUUGUUGAUUGAAGAAUUACAUAUACGCGCUGUUCGCUUACUCCGGACCCUGGAAAAGUCACAGGAGGAACAGCAGAAUUAUUAUAAAGCUGUAGUUAUAACCCCGACUCUCAGAUAG